Molecule: messenger RNA, 1340 nt
Organism: Anastrepha ludens (Mexican fruit fly)
Lineage: Eukaryota; Metazoa; Arthropoda; Insecta; Diptera; Tephritidae
Exons: 4
Coding region: 107-1264 (385 amino acids)
Source: RefSeq, a predicted model, not a curated record
ACACAUUUACUUAACGUGGAUAUAAUUUCUUUAUUAAACCAAACCAAUAUAGGUGUUAAAUAAAUUCUUUCCAAAUUGUUAUAAGACAUAUUGUGAAUGAGAAGUAAUGAGCAGAGUUAACUCACCUAGUUCGAAUAAUAGUGGCACGUCUUCAGAGACGAGUGAAACUCAAAGUGCUGAGGAAAACAAGAUUUCGGGUAUCAGACUCUCAGAAAAUUUCGACUUACAAAACAGAGUAUCAAAGAGCUGGAAACGUAUGAAGGAUCUUGGAGGCAAUCAAGGUGGAGAGAAGGAUGAAGAAGCAAAGAGGCCUCCUUGGAGAGCUGUUAGCGUAUCGACAUUGCCAAAACCGGAUAAAAAUGCUUUGUUAAGGGCAAAGUUGCUCGAUGCUUCUAGACGUUUACGUGCGGGAAGAACUUCUAUUGGAUUACAAACAAAUUUAGAGCCAACAAAGCUAUUAAGGGAUGUUAAUUUAGGCGCACAAACAGAUUUGGUGUUUCUUAAGCAUAAAGGAGUUCUAACGGAUGGAUUCUACACCAAGAAGACAGACGACGGUCAUGAAUUUAUUUUAACAUACUCCGUUUCUCAAUCGACGGAUCCCGUGAAAGUCUCUAAUGCAGCUACUCAAACUUUACUACCAAAAUGUCCUGGUGAUGUUUUCUUGAAUUCAUAUCUUGCUAACGACGGGACAGCGAAGCAUAUAAGUCAUUUCAGCGAUGAAAAAGAGUUAUUGCGCCAAAUUUGUGGAACACGAAAUUUGGAAUUGUUUACUGAGUCAGAUUCAAAAUGUUCUUUUUCUUCGCCCAAUAGUACCGAAAAGUCACGAAAAAUCUGCACAAAAUCAAAUCUUCUACAACCAACACUUUUAUCGUGGAAUUUCAAUUAUGGGGACGUGGGUGACGGUACAAAUAAGAGCAAAUUCGUACCAUAUACUAUUCAGGCAAAUCGGCCAUGGCGUAGUUUUGCGCCUUUAACAUUAACAAGUGUUAACCAGGGUAGCAGUAUAGGAUAUGUUCCAUAUAAUUGGAAAGCUCUUUUGCCUUCUAUUGAUGAACUUAUUUACGAAACUAAUCGAUUAUUAGACAUAAUUGAGGACAACUUAUCUACAAGGCAACAUUAUUAUAAAAGAUUACUUAGUAAAAUCGAAAUUCUAGAAUUUAAGCAGCAAAAGCUGAUAAUUCCUUCCGAAAAGUGGUUGCCUCUGAUUGAAACAGAAGAGAAAAAAUUAGUGGAAAUGUCAAAAAACUUAAUGAUCAGUAACUAAAAAAUGUCUUUAAUGGCUUCUAUUAGAUAUAAGAUACUUACAUAUUUGGUAAUAAAUACAUACGUUGGCAAGUUUA